Rotaria sp. Silwood2 is the source of this 489-nucleotide messenger RNA. The record is from the annotation of a GenBank genome assembly. Lineage: Eukaryota; Metazoa; Rotifera; Eurotatoria; Philodinida; Philodinidae.
AUGGGAAUAGCUGCACUUGAACAAUUUAGUUCGAUGGCUCAUUUUGUUCCACUUUACCUUCAAGAUCAACAAUUGACAAAUCAAGUUUUUUUAAUAAAGCAUGAUUCAACAGGUCCAAAAGAUGCUCACACGAGUGUACUUGUUGAUGUAGCUGGUACAUCAACAGCCACCAACAUUAAAGGUGUGUUAUGUCAUGUCGUAGCUAACCUCAAUGAUGGUCAAAUUCCUCAUUCUACAAGUUUCAAAUGUGAUUAUUGGGAGUCACAAAAAUCACGAUUAACAUUGGCAUACGUUGGAAAUCUUGCAGAGAGUAAGUAUAUAGGUGGUGUUGAGCCAUUACCACAAUAUCUCAAUAAUCCAUGGAUGCAAAAUGGUAUUCAUCAACAUUUAAUUAAUCGUCAAAUUGCAGCUGCUUAUAAACAAUCAUUACUUUAUUUUUUAACAAGUUCUUUAUAUUCUCACAUGGCUGAACUAUAUGAUCAAAAAUAG